This is a messenger RNA of Leucoraja erinaceus (little skate), 710 nucleotides long. Its product is annotated as hemoglobin subunit alpha-like. Gene Ontology annotation, biological process: hydrogen peroxide catabolic process; oxygen transport. The record is from RefSeq and is a predicted model, not a curated record. Lineage: Eukaryota; Metazoa; Chordata; Chondrichthyes; Rajiformes; Rajidae. The coding region runs from base 69 to 497 and encodes 142 amino acids. Gene Ontology annotation, molecular function: organic acid binding; oxygen carrier activity; heme binding. Gene Ontology annotation, cellular component: hemoglobin complex; blood microparticle; haptoglobin-hemoglobin complex. The transcript has 3 exons.
CGUGUGUAUCGAGCAGGAGUUAUCUUGCAAGUACUGAGAGAUCUGGAAGAGCGAAAAACUCCGCAACAAUGGUCCUCUCAGAAGCCAACAAGCAAGCAAUACACCAUGUGGCUGCAGAAAUAAAGUUAAAUACUGCAGUUUUGGGUGCAGAUGCUUUAGCCAGGCUGUUUGAACUCCAUCCUCAAACCAAGACAUACUUCCCGAGUUUCAAGAGCUACCAUGCCGCUGAUCCAAAGGUCAUAGCUCAUGGCACCAAGGUAUUUGAGGCCUUGGUGAAGGCAACUGAACACUUGGACGACCUGCCCCAUCACCUGGACAAGCUGGCCGAGAAACAUGGUCAUGAACUCCUUGUGGAUCCUCACAACUUUGUGCUGUUUUCUGACAUCAUUGUGGUCACCCUGGCCCUUCAUCUGCCUCCGUUCACCCCUGCAACUCAUACUGCCAUCGACAAAUUCCUUGAGGAAGUUGGACAUGAAUUGAGCUCCAAGUACCGCUGAAGAUGCAGUCAAACAACUAUGGUGGAAGACAGCAAGAUCAUCAUUCGAAUCCCCACCUGCCUGUUUUCUCAAAAUGCCGACUAAUAAAAUCAUUAUUCCUUUAAAUGCAAAUAUUUUCCCACUCUUUAAUCUUUUUCACAUUGUGUCUUCCAUUAACUUUUGACAUAAUUGGUAAACUGAGUGCUCAAUAAACAUUCAUUUUCAUUAAUGCUU